This is a messenger RNA of Penicillium mononematosum, 1593 nucleotides long. RefSeq lists its product as uncharacterized. The record is from RefSeq and is a predicted model, not a curated record. Lineage: Eukaryota; Fungi; Ascomycota; Eurotiomycetes; Eurotiales; Aspergillaceae. Gene Ontology annotation, molecular function: transmembrane transporter activity. The transcript has 2 exons. Gene Ontology annotation, biological process: transmembrane transport. Bases 1 to 1593 code for a protein of 530 amino acids.
AUGAAGGCCACCAAAAAUCCCCAGCCAGUAUCGGCUUCCCAUAACGAGAAUGUUCCUUCACUUGACAAUACCCCAGCCCACGAGGCACACAUGAUAAAGGGUCUCAUUGUCGGUGGGAAAUACCGCGACGAACUUUCACAAGAGCAAAGCCAGCACUACGACAGCAGCUUAUUGCAAGAGGUCGAUGUCGACCUUCCCCUCACAGCCACCAAGCCCGUGCAGCACGACGGCCAAGAAUUCGUCGUACUUGACUUCAUAGAAGGAGACAAGGAGAACCCCUUCAACUGGAGUUCAGGCCGGAAGGCCUUCAUCAGUGCUCAGCUUUGCUGCAUGACACUUUUCAUCGGUCUCGCCACGACAGCAUACAGUUCCGGAAUUUCAGGCAUGGCAAAAGAACUGGGAACAACAGAAUUGAUUGGAAAGCUUGGUCUAUUCACGUUCAACUUUACCUGUGCACUUGCUCCUCUUUUCCUCGCUCCGUUCUGUGAACUGGCUGGUCGACGAGUGAUCUAUAUCGGUGCCUACGUGUGCUUCUGUCUCAUGUUCAUCGGCCUCGCGCUGGGCAAGAACAUUGCCACGAUCCUAGUUUGCCGUGCGCUGCUGGGUCUUUUCGGUUGUGUUGGUACAAUUCUUGUCGGUGGCACCUUUGGUGACAUGUAUACACCCGAACACCGCGCUAUCCCUAUGGCUUGCUUCUCCUUCAUCGCUAUCCUCGGUACAGUGGGUGCCCCCAUCUACGCCGGCUUUAUCGACCAGGCUCUCGGCUGGCGCUGGCUCGAGGGUAUCCAGGGUUUGGCGAAUAUUCCCCUUGGUAUCGUCAUUGCCAUAUGCCUCCCUGAAACUCGUGGCAGUGUCUGUCUUACCAAGCGUGCCAAGGCAAUUCGCCAGGCCACCGGUGAUGACCGUUUCGUGACCAACAACGAUAUCGAAGCGCCCGGAAUCAAGCACAUGUUGCACAACUCCUCCGUCAAGGCCGUGAAGAUGCUCUUCAGUGAGCCCGUCGUUUUCGCAUUUGGUCUUUGGAUCAGUUUUGCCUGCGUGGCUGGAACGAAGGAGUCUCGGGUCUCCCCCUAUAUCUCCCUCUGCCUCGGAACCACCAUCGGUUUUGGUCUCAACUUCUUCCAAAUCAGAAAAUACCAAUCCCUCACCUCCGACCCGAACGCUAAGGUCGCACCCGAAGCUCGGUUAUACGGUGCCCUAUGCGGAGCCGUCUGGCUGCCGAUCGGAUUGUUCCUCUACAGCUUCACCCAGUACAAGGGUCUCCAUUGGAUCGGUCCCGUCAUCGGCCUGGCACUCAUCACCAUCGGUAUCUUCUUCAUCUUCGAGUCCUGCUACAGUUACACUGCCGAUUGUUAUGGAGAACACUCUUCUUCUGCCAUUGCUGGUCAAGGUUUCAUGCGUAACACACUCGGUGCUGUGUCGCCUCUGUUUGCUUCUCAGUUCUUCCACAACAUGGGGAGUCAGUACGCUGGAUUAUUGCUGGCAUUGGUCGCGACCGUCCUGACAUUCAUUCCGUUCGUCCUGUUCAAGUUCGGUCCUGCGCUGCGCGCACGCUCGAGACUUGCCUCUGCUACUGUGAACGGCACCGACUAA